AUGACCCUCCAUCAGGUGCAACCAACAGGGAAGCAUCCGCGAUCUUCUCCGCCUACGCGACUGGCCGAGCAGUGCGUCCGCAAGCCCGCAAGUUCGCGACACGAGCCACACGAGGGAAAGCACGGGCCCGCCCGGUCCAGGGAGCUUCGAGCGCUCCCACGGCCGGCUCCUCGACCAGGGACACCGGGAUACUACGUGUCCGCGACCGGUUUUCCGAGUUCCCCGGAUUUAGGAGACACGGGAACAGGUCGCACGAACGAUGCCGUAACGGAGAGCCGGCUGGGCCGCGGAAACUGGGACGAAAGAGGGGACGGCAACUUUCGCUUCGCCACGGAAACAUUCAAGACGAAGAGACCGGAAGCGUGGCGACUCGGGCCGAGGGAGCGAGGGGCAGCUAGCCCUUUGGCGAGCUCGAAGGAUGCAGCUCCCAGGCGGGAGCACGAGAAGUCCGCCAGCGAGACCCCCGUCCUCGGCACCCUGGUCGACCCUCCUCGGCGACAUCCUCAGCGAGAGCAGCGCCGACAGCGGCAGCGGCGACAGUAGCGAGAGCAGCGGCAACGGCAACCCUAAGAAAGAUCGGCCCCACCGGCAGCGGGCCCCCCGCGGCGGCAGCAGCAGCGAGAGCAGCAGCGAGAGCAGCAGCGAGAGCAGCAGCGAGAGUAGCAGCGAAACCAGCAGCGAGACGGUGCCUGGGCCCGAUUCGCGGCCGGAGAGCGCCCGACAGAGAGUCUCCUCGGUCCAGCCGCAGCCGCUGGCGUCCAGCCCCCGACGGAGAGAGUGGGGCGAGGAAUAGGGAAGCGAACCAGGAGAAGGAGAAGGAGAGG
Messenger RNA from Orussus abietinus, 824 nucleotides. RefSeq lists its product as uncharacterized. The record is from RefSeq and is a predicted model, not a curated record. Lineage: Eukaryota; Metazoa; Arthropoda; Insecta; Hymenoptera; Orussidae. The coding region runs from base 1 to 543 and encodes 180 amino acids. The transcript has 5 exons.